Molecule: messenger RNA, 2049 nt
Organism: Miniopterus natalensis
Lineage: Eukaryota; Metazoa; Chordata; Mammalia; Chiroptera; Miniopteridae
Source: RefSeq, a predicted model, not a curated record
AUGGCGCAUCUCCCUGUAAGGCAGCAUCUCGGUCUUGUUCCGAGCAUCGCUGUGCCGAGUGAAGCGCCCACCUCCCCAGCUAGGCGCGGCCACAAGGACCAGUUCCAGUCAGCGAGAGGGGACCAGCUGCAGGCAGUUCCAGGGAGCCAGGCCCGAGAACAGGUGAGUCAACAGUGCCUCCCCCUGGGUAGGUGGCCUGGCAGCCCACGGGGGACCCGGGUCACUGCUGGGCCAGUCUGGUCCACCCAGUGCCUGGGGGGGACUUGCUAUGUUUGUGUGUGUUCCUCUCUUUUCCAGGUGUUAGUAAAUAUCGGCAACCAUUUUGACCUUGCCUCCAGUAUAUUUGUAGCGCCCAGAAAAGGGAUUUAUAGCUUCAGCUUCCACGUGGUCAAAGUGUACAACAGACAGACCAUCCAGGUCAGUUUAAUGCAGAACGGCUACCCAGUGAUCUCAGCAUUCGCAGGGGACCAGGACGUGACCAGAGAAGCGGCCAGCAACGGGGUGCUGCUGCUGAUGGAGAGAGAGGACAAGGUGCACCUCAAGCUGGAGCGGGGCAACCUCAUGGGGGGCUGGAAGUACUCCACCUUCUCCGGCUUCUUGGUGUUCCCUCUAUAAACGCAGAGCCCGGGAUGGCGGGGAAGCUGCACGCUGGACCCAGGAGCCCGCCCUCCCCAACCCCUGGACUUGGCAGAUCGGGACGACUUGUUUCCAGAGCUCCGUCGGACCGUCUCGGUAGAAUGGUUUCCUUCCAGAUCUCCAGUAUUUUCUUUCGCUCUAGACCAUUCCUCGGGAACCUGGCCUCUAAUUAGCUUUAGACGACAAGGUCUUCAGGAGAAAUGACACUAUGGAUUUGAGCAGUUUGUACCUGUGAUUGUAACGUCGAUCUGGGAUUUCAUUGUUGGGGCCACUGCCCCUUCUGCUUCUGUUUGGACGCUGUAUUGGUUGUCGCCCCGAGGGAGGAGUGCCCACACCUCAGGAUGGACCGCAGGGGGCUGGCCGCGCUCAGAGCUCAGCGCAGAGCCCCCAGCUCGCUGCCCGCCGGCCAGUCCGUGAAAUGUGUCUUCUGUGUGUCUGUCCAGCCUUAAGAAAAAGAAUGGCUCCGCUUUCGUUCUGUGUGUUUCCCGGGAGGAGGGAAGGACUUGGGAGGGGAGGGGGCUUUGUGGACCUGUCAGAAGUGCUUUAUCUGGAGACGCGAGUUUUGCACGAUCGGACUGGACUUUUGUUCUGUACUGUUUGUGUGUGUGUGUUUUUCCCCUCGAAAAGCUUUACUUUGCUUCCCAUGCUCAACUCUCCCUCCUCACCCCCGCUUUUAUUCCUCAUGCUGGGCUGAGGGAGAGAAAUGUGUGCUGAGUUCCUGGAUGAGACCAAACCAAACGAAAGGCACCUGCGUCCCAAGGUGAAAAUGACCAAUGGACAAUUUCGUGGAUUCUUUCAAAGAGAUUCUAAUCUCAGAUGCACCUUUAGAAUGAACAACCUGGAUUUUUUUAAAAAAAUUACUCUCUGGAAUACUCUAAGAACCUGACGUUCCUGGGUGGCCUGGAUCACGGGAGAUGAGAGCAGGCUCUGUGUGCUCGGGUCUCCCGAGUAUGCAGCUUCUUUGCUGAGUGACCUGGGUCUUCCCAGCAGCCUGGUUCAUUGAUUGGGGUCCACUCUGCAGGAGCUCACCUGGGAUCAGGUGCUUCAAAGAAGGCAGGACCAGCCACUCUCCCUGGGAUCCCUUCUGACCCACCCGGGAAAGAGGGGUGUGGACACCCCCCUGUGUGCACCGGGCAGGAAGCCACCUGGAGUCUCAGUGGUUAAAGCAGAGGCACCCUGGGAGCAGUUUCUCAAAUCCUCUCUGUUUUGGCACCUUGUACAACAAUAUUGUUAAAACCCAGCUGAGCGUUGAUGGGUACAGGAUUCCUAUGCCAAGGAGAUGUCACUAAUCCCAAAGCAGUCAAAGAAGAGACCUCAAACCGGAUGUUAAUUUGUCCUUUGUGUAACAAUGUAACCAAAAUAUUGAUGAUAAAAAGUCCUAAUUUAAGAUUCAGAAUAAAUGAGUUUGAUGUC